UUUUUUUACCAGACCACCAUUUUUUUAUUCCUCUCCCCUUCUUCUACAUGUGUCCUUUCUUCAUGCCUCAAAAUAUGUUCCUUCCACAUAGCCUCUCAUCCUUUUUUCCCCUCUUACUAUCUACCAUUCUUUCAUCUCUUCCUCCCUCUCGUUCGGUCUCAUCCGGGGAAAGGUGUGUAAGCAUACGAGCGCGCGCACGUGAUGGAAGAGGUGUGUGACGGCCGCGCGCGGCCGUGAUAGAAGGAGAGAGGGGGCGUGUGCGCGCCGGUGGGCGGGGCCGUCCGCGCGUCACUCAGCGGCGUUACGGCAGCACGUGCUGCGGUCAUGGUCGCGCGUAGGAGCGGCGUGGAAGGAGGAGAGGCGACGCUGUUCCAUCCUGACGCUGAGAAAGAAAGAGAGAGGGAAUGACGGAGUGAGAGAGACAGAGGGAGACAGAGUGAGAGAGUGAGUGAGAGAGAGAGAGAGAGAGAAGCAAGCAGGAAGGCAGGCAGACGAGGUGCACGAGAAGCGGCUCCUGCAACCCAAGCGCGCUUGAAUAAUGCACGCGGCGUUGAAGGCGAGCUGAACGCUGCAGUUUGCGGGUCUGUAAUCUGUCGCUCCUGCGCCCUGACACGGAGGAGAACAUGUCACACUACCGCUUCAUCAAAUGCUGUUGUUUUCAGCUAUGUAACGCCUUCAGGCAGAACAUGGAGAUUGACCAGUGCCUGCUGGAGUCAUUACCUCUGGGGCAGAGGCAGAGGCUGGUGCGCCGGAUGCGUUGUGACCAGCUGCGUGCAUACUACGAGCGUGAGCGGAUCCUGCAGAAACAGAGUACACACAAGCCCCUCGGCAGCCAGCGCAAGAAACGCUCAAUCAGCUUCUCCCUCUCCGAUAUCCUCCAGGACGCCAUCAUACGCCAUGAUGAUAAAGAGGUGCUGAAGCUUCUGAAGGAGGGAGCUGACCUGAACACACUUCUCUCUUCAGGAGGUUCACUGCUCCAUCUGUGCGCUCGCCAUGACAAUGUGUUUGCAGCAGAGAUUCUGAUAGAACGAGGCCUAAAUGUCAAUCUGCAGGAUGAGGCCCUCUGGACUGCGCUGCAUGUGGCCUGUGCCUGCAACCACACUGAUAUGACUCUGCUGCUGCUUUUGUCUGGGGUCAAUGCGCUUUUGCAGGACGUAGAUGGGAAUAUACCACUCGACUACACCACGGAGGGGAGUGAGACCAGCUACAUUCUCACCAAGCAUCUGGAAGAGUGCGGAGUGGAUGUGAGCUCCGUACACCAGAUGAAGUCUCAGAGGGCCUCCGCCAUGCUGUCAGACGUGCGACAGCUGGUCAACAGUGGUGCCAGUGUCAACCAGAGAAACGAGGAUGGAGUCACACUGCUCCAUAUAGCUUGUGCCAGUGGUUAUAGGGACGUGGUGUCUCUGCUCCUACAGAGCGGAGCAGAUGUAGUGGCCACAGACAACAGCUAUUGGACUCCACUCCAUCUUGCUGCCAAAUACAGCCAGAUGCAUAUUGUAAACAAGCUGCUGCUGCACAAAGCCGACCCCACUCUACUCAACUACAAUCAAGAUAAGCCUUCAGAUAUCGCUGCAUUGGACCAAAUAGCAGACAUUUUGCUGAAGGCAGAGGAAUUUUGGGUGCAGAGACCGAAAGACCUCACGUUGUUACCUUCUUUUUUAGGAGAAAACUGUGAAGAUGUCAACGAGGAUAUCAGCAUGCUGGUUAAAAAACUAACACCAAUGGCAUUGCCUAUUUCGAAGAGGGACAGUCUGUUGGAGAAGGACAUAAUGUUUCGGGACUCUGGAGGAGCCCUGACUCAUCAGUCGUCCCAGGACAAUGGGGCGGAUGGGCCCUUUCCCAGUGCUACUAAUAAACUGGAACAGGUGAAGUUGAUGCCUCCAGCACCAAAUGAUGACCUGGCCUCUUUGAGUGAGCUAACAGACAGCAGCCUUCUGUACGAGAUGCAGAAACGCUUCGGCAACAACCAGAUCUAUACUUACAUUGGCCACAUUCUCCUUCUCAUAAACCCCAACAAAGACCUGCCUAUCUACUCUAAUCUUGUCAGUCAGCUGUAUCUAAGCUCCAGUGGUCGCCUCUGUUCCUCUCUCCCUCCUCACAUCUUCUCUUCAGCCGAACGAGCAUUUCACAUGAUGCUGCAGGAACGACGCCCUCAAUGUUUCAUCUUAAGUGGUGAGAGUGGUUCUGGGAAAUCCGAGACCUGUAAGCACAUCCUAAAGCACCUCGCCGCUCGUUCCUGUCCGAAAGGAUUCGCUCUGGAACAACGCAUGAAGCAUGUCAACGCUGUCCUAGAAGCUUUUGGCCAUGCUAAGACACCUAUGAACACUAACUCGAGUCGCUUCAUCAAGCUACUGUCUCUGCAGUACAGUGAGAAAAGAAGGACACUGCUCAGAGCACGUUUGCACACCUACAUGCUGGAGAAGUCUUGGUUUUUCCACACACACCAGCAGCAGCGGAAUUUCAACAUCUUCUAUCUGAUGGCUGAGGCACUUUCAGCUGAGGAGAAGAGCAGCCUGAACCUAGACAAUAUUAUAGCACACAGAUACCGGAGCACAGAGACAGCUGUUGAAGCCUCUGCGGUGAACAUAGAGCGGAGCAGAGAGAAGCUGGAAGAGCUGAAACAUGCCCUGCGUGCCCUUGGGUUUAACAAAUCGGAAGUGGAAAAUCUGUUUGUUGUUCUCUCGGCUUUGCUCCACUUGGGGGAGCUGCGUUUCACAGCCCUGACUGAUGCUGACACAGCUCUAGUGUCUGACCUGCAGCUGUUAGACCGAGUGGCAGGAAUGCUGCAGGUGAACCAGGAGGAUCUGUGUGCCGCACUCACUUCUGACGUUCAGUAUUUCAAAGGCGAUGUCAUCACACGGCGCCACACGGUGGAAAUGUCCGACCAAUACAGAGACCUCUUGACUAAAGCUGUGUACGGACGCCUCUUCAGCAUUUUAGUCAACAGCAUUAACUCUUAUCUCCAAGGUCAAGACGAGAGCCUUGGAGAUCCUUCCCUUGAGAUCAGCAUCCUGGACAUUUUUGGAUUUGAGAAAUUUCAAAAGAAUACCUUUGAGCAGUUGUGCAUAAACAUGGUAAAUGAGCGGAUUCAGCAGUACACCAUCGAGCUGCUCUUCCAGCAAGAACAGCAGGAAUGUCUGCAAGAAGGGGUCGCCAUGGAGACCGUAUGCUCCCCCGCCUGUCAACCUGCACUUGUAGACUUCUUCUACCAGAAACCUCAGGGCAUGCUCUGUAUUCUGGAUGAAGAGAGUCAAUCGCUGAGGCCAUCCGAACUCAACCUGUAUAAAAGACUCCAGGCCCAGCUGGACUCCACUGCUACUGAUGCCGUUUUACUUACUACCAAGGAUGGAAACGGCAACCCCCCACCGAAAGAUCAGGGUCCGUCCUUUACCGUUACACACUACGCCGGAAAGAUGAACUAUGACCUCACAGGAUCACUGGAGAGGAAUAGGGAUGCUCUGCCCCAAAACAUCCUGUUUGUACUCAAAUCCAGUGAGAACGUGCUCGUCCAUCAAAUGUUCCAGUGUAAGCUGACUCGGACAGGCUCCCUGGUGCCUCCAAACCAGAGGCUGCAGCUCCGCAGGUCCAAAGGCGCUUUGGUUCUGCACAUGCCGAGCGCAGCCAGUACUCCCGGAGACGCACAGAAAUAUCUGGAGCUCAAAAAGCUCAUGAAGAAGAAAGGGGCCACAUCAUUUAUGCAGAGGCUGGAGCGUUGUGGCCCAGUCACUGUGGCAGUGCAACUGAGGAACUCUCUAUCGGAGAUCAGCAGUAAGCUCCAGUCGUGCACUCCUCAUUUCGUGCAUUGCGUGAGGCCCAACAGCUCAGGCCAGGCCGACGCCUUUGACAGCUCCCUGGUGUCCAGUCAACUGCAGUACGUUGGAGUUCUGGAGAUGGUGCGCAUGAUCCGCUACGGCUACCCAGUGCGCAUGCCUUUCACUGGCUUCCUCACCAGAUAUAGAGAGUUAGUGGACACCACAAUGAUGCACAGACGGACGAUAUCCACUGAGGAACAAUGCCGCCAUGUUCUGCAGCACUGCAAGCUUCAGGGCUGGCAGUUGGGAAGCAGCAAAGUGUUCCUGAGGUACUGGCAGGCUGACCACCUGAAUGACCGCUGCCAUCAGCUCCACAAGAAGAUCGUUACCUGCCAAAAAGUGGCACGUGGUUGGCUGGUGAGGCACCGUGUUCGGGGAAAGCUCAACUAUCAGCAAAGAGAGCAGUGCAAUGUGCAGAUGUUUCUGCAGGGGGCAGAAGAUUUGGGCUUGCGUAUUUAUGAUAGCCUGGUCAUCCAGAACGCAGCUGAUAUUGCACGAGAAAAUGAUCGUCUGAGAGGCCAUGUCAUCACUUCACCACUGGGAGAGAGACCUGAACCUGUGGGAACAGAGGACGACUCACCCAGGAGGCCAGCGGAGAAAAGCGGGAGGGCAUGCGAUUCUGUAGGCCGUGCAGGGAACCGUCCUAUCAGACACUUCCGUUCCAGUUCUGUGCCUAUCCCUCUUGUAAUAGACAACUUGGUACAUUCCAACAUUGGGCCAUCAAUCAAGCCGGCCUUUCAGUCUGUAACUCACAGCAGUGAAGAGGGGGGUAGUGGAGGACUUUCGUCACCAAGGAAACAGCCUCCUCCCAAACCAAAGAGGGACCCGAACACACGUCUGAGUGCAUCCUAUGAGGCAGUGAGUGCUGGCCUGAGCAUUGCUCCUAAGGACAGUCCUGCUGAGAGCCAAGUCUCACCCUCAGGAAGCCCCCCGAAAACCCAGCUAUCCCCAAAUGACCCUCUCUCUAAACCACGUCCUCACAGCGACGACUACAGCACCAUGAAAAAGAUUCCUCCUCCUAAGCCCAAACGCAGCCCCAACACCAAGCUUACAGGCUCCUACGAGGAGAUCUCUUCUGCCCCAGCUCCUGUGCGCCCAACAGACAUGAAGUUGGCAUGUUUGGCACGCAGUGGACACUUUAUGGGCCUUGUUCAACGGGCAGCCUCUGAUGACGGACCGCAUUUGGCCACAUUGAGCGUACAGUCAGGCCGAGACGAUGAGGAUGUCUACAUCGAGAUGGUGAGCACCUGCAGGGCUAUGAGCAUGGCUAACUCUCACAGUCCAGAGCAGAAUGAAGCUGUUUAUGAGGAAAUGAAGUACUACCCACACGAUGAGGGUGGAACUGUUCCCCAGGUCGCCAAGCCUGAAGUGAGUGAUUCCGCCCCCUUUGGCUGUAGUAUUGCAAAGCUGUCACUCAAUCUGGACAUCAAGAGACCCGUAGCCCUCAUAGAUCAUCCGAACAUUCUGAUAGGACGUCAGCAAAGCUGGGAUGGUGACAAGAGGAGUGAAAAAAGAAAAAAUGAUGGGACAUGUGACAUUCCAGCUCCUUUCCCAAACCUGCUUCCACACAGACCCCCUUUGCUGGUCUUUCCUCCAUCUCCAGUGACAUGCUCUCCAGCCUCGGAUGAGUCGCCCCUGACUCCUCUUGAGGUAAAGAAGCUACCAGUGUUUGAGACCAACCUCAACUACUCCAGUCAAGAUGGCGGCAGCCCGCUUUCACCCCAGUAUAGUCGCCAGAGAGCUGACUCUUCCCCAAGCCUUUCUGUAUUAAUACCUGACAAAUCUACUCCACCACUCACUCCACCCCCACCUACAGCUCCUCCUCCACCAUACCGUCCACCAUCACACUUUCCGUUCCCCCCUGAAGCGAAUUUUCUGGUCCUGAGCCGGGCCAGUGUCGAAUCCAAAAUCACUCCUAAAGGAGGGCACAGUUUAGCAGAGACACCCCCAGGCAGUGCCAAGCCUCCCUUCUCACCAGUGAAGUCUUCUCGGCCAGAGCCACGGCGAGCACACUCAUGUUCAUCCUCUCCGUUGCUGUUCAAUCCAGCUAAUGGGAGGUCCCUCACAAGCCCCCUUGAUGAGCUAAAUACACUUUUCAGUUCAGGACGCAGCCUGCUUCGCAAGUCCACAACCGGGAGGAAGAUUAGAGAUAGUGGUUUUUCUAACUCCAACAUGAACCUUCCAGGGAGAGAGGAGCAAGGUCCUACCAGUUCAUCCCCGCAGCUACAGGACAAAAAUGCCAAUCACCGCACAUCCUCGCCUAACUCUCCAAUUCCCCCCCCUAUGGAGAAUGGCAACCAGAUCUCCAAUGGAAUGUUAGAGGAUGAUGGACAUCACAAGUCAAUUGCAUCCAGUGCCUCUACGCUACACAGACAUAUGGACAGCCACCACACGCAGGUUAUCCGGCGAUUCUGUGUGUGGGGGGAUCAGGGGUCUACGUUUCAGGAUUUGUUGAGAUGGAGGAGGAGUGUGUGUGAUGCUCGGACAGAGUGGCAGAAUGCCUGGCUCCAGACUCAUGGCUCCCCUACCUUACUGAUAAAGCACAAGAGUAAUACGACCAAGAAAACAUCACCUUAAAAAAAGUGGUUCUUUUGCUGACCAUGCAUCCUUGAGGAAGGACCCACUUGCUACUUUCCUUUUUCUCUCUUUUUGUCUCUCUCUAAUUACUCAUGAUUUGGAUAAAUGAGACAUAGUGACAUAGGAGAAGCUCAUAUUUGUCUCUCAGGCCAGGCACCAAAUAAUAUGGAACCCAAAGGACAUACUGCCAUGUCACAUGUAUUGGUGACCCUUCUGUCUACUACAAAAGUCUACAUCUGUCAGAUUUGAAUGCUGCUCUGUUUGGAAGACUUUAUUUGGGCCUCAGAGAUCGCGGUCGUAUCUGUAACCCAUCUUCACCGCGCUGCAGUUUGUAUACCGUAUUUCAGUGUUGCUACUUCAGAUCAAACUGGUGCUGGUUGUUCCUGUGAUUCUGCUGCCUCAGUUUGAUAAAAAGCUGGUACCGGUAGACCUGAUUAGGGACAGAAUGGGAUAAAGGAACUGGGCUGCAGACAUUUCUACAGUUUACAUAACGAGUCUCUUUGUGCCGACCUCCUUUGUGAACUGUGUCUUUACUUCAGGUUCAGCGACGCAGCUAUGUCUCACAGUUUUUCAGGUGCUUCUGAGACCCACCUACUGAGGUCACGGGCAUUAAAAGCGUGGUUUUUGAACUCUUUCGGGUUCACAUAGAAAUCUCAGUGAUAUCCCAGGGUGCACUUUCGUCUGACACAAGCAUCAAUUUCAGAUGCAAAGCACACGUUUAAGUGAAUGAGUCGAAUGUUGCACACUCAGUGCCAACACAGACAGCACACAGAGUAAAGCAAAGAUACUGAAAUGUAAAAAUAUAAAACACCGAAAACUCCUGUAUUUUCUGACCGAAACUGAAGAAAUGAAACUGAUGAGAGUUAGUAAGGAAAUGUACAUGUAGAAAAACAGGCUAGGUAAAACCUUUGGACAGGAAGUCAUGUUGACCACAUUAGAGCAUAAAGAGUGCAGUGUAUAAGUAUCUGGACAGGGUGUGUGUGUGUGUGUGUGUGUGUGUGUGUGUGUGUGUGUGUGUGUGUGUGUGUGUGUGUGUGUGUGUGUGUGUGUACUUCAGCAAGGCAAAUAGGACUUUUUCUGUCAAUUAUCUGAAGCAUAUAGACAUCACUGCUGACUGCCAGCAGAACAGAAUGCAAAACAACAAAAACUGCCGUCGUGCAGUUACUUAAACUUCACUGUAUUUUCUCUGGUCUCAUUUGAGGCCUCGAGCUGCCGUUCCUUUUUAAUUAAUAUGAGUAAAUACCAUCUCAAACAGAUGAAAAACAAGUGUUCGAUUUGUAAUUUAUACAUAUGUCUAAUGUGUAAUGAUACUUUGCUUUCUGUGUUAUCUGUCUAGCGCUCCACCUGGACUGGAGGUGUCCAGUAUAAAUAAAUGCAGUUGUAAUGAACAGAAUUAAAGAUGUUCCACUGUUCUGAAGUGGAAUCUUUAGAAUACAAUGGCAUGACAAUGUCAUGUCUGCAGUGACACUCGAAUAGUUUAUCUAAUCAGUAAAUACUCUUCAUCUUUGUAACGCUGCAGUCAGUUUAUUGUUUUUGCUCUGCUUUUUUUUCCAUCAUGCCAUCUGUUAGAAGAGAUGUGUUCAUUAUAUAUAGAAGUGUUAUUUCAUAUGGGUCACACUAACAUGAUUGAAAAAGAACCCCUAAACUCUAUUUCAUCCAACAACUGGCUUGUCCAAUUGAAUGUACAAAAAUUAAGAAUGUUAAAAUGAGCACACUCUCCUACUACCUGUGAAAACAAAAUUAAAUAAAAAUGAUAGUUUAAUAUAUAUAUAAAUAAUGGAUUUCCUGGACACAGAUUGUUCCUACAGUGGUUGUAGACUACAAAAGCACUUUCAGUGCACACCACAACUGAUAUUAACAUUUAUUACAAGACUAGUCUUAAUCAAGGAUUCUGCCACUUAGUGUCUACAUGAUAGAUAUUAUUUGGUGACUGUAAAUGUAUUUAUUAAAAAAGUACUUUGUAAAUGAAAACAUUUAUGAUCUAAGAACAAUAUUUAAUGUUACAAGCAUACUAUCCGGUGUUAUAUCCAGGCAUUGUAUCUACUGAGGGAUUUAAUGAGAAAUACAUAACUGUCAAAUCCUUCUGAUUCACAUUGACCCCUGAUCUUGUAGCCACCUUUUAAAUCUAAACACUGUAGUUGGUAAAUGUUGUCCAUGACAAAGUUUUUGUUUAAACUAAUAAAUUGAUUUCAAGGCUGUGCAUAUUGAUCAAACUGAAGACCGAUGGCUUCUGAUCUGUGCCCAGUGUUUUUGGUAUUUGAAGUAAAACCAGGGUUUCCCCAAAGGCAAUCAUAGAAGAAACAUCAUUGCUUGAUGCUGGUGUGUCACUUUGAACAGUAGUACAGUACUUUUGGGAGCUUGAAUACAGACCAUUCAUGAUAAUCAGCUAAUUAUUUGUUAUGAUGUUUGCGAGCAGAAUUACUUUUUGAUUUGCUUCUGCUAUACAGGGUUAGUGUGGAUGACAUUUUAAGUUUAUUUAUCCUAAAUGAUUUCUUCUCAUUAUGCCUGUCAUUCACAUUACAAAAAUAUUUUACUGAAAACUAUUGUACAAUAGGAGCCCUUUUUUUUACCUAAAAAAUAGUAAAAAAAAAAAAAAAAGAAUAAUAAUACAAAUAAUAAAAUUUAAACAAUACCUUAGAGCAUGAAUAGCACACUACACUGAUUACACUAUACACUAUACUUUUUGUUUAGUGUGCUGGAGUGUGAUCAUUCAGACAUAUCAUUCUCCGUCUCAUCUGGUGCUGUGGAACUUUCCGGACUCCUGUGUGGACAUUGUGUACUAUCCAUGAAAUGUGAACCUCCCUUCUCCAAUUCAACACCAAAAACAUCCCUUUUUUUUAUGAUUCACUGCUGCAAUGUGUAAUUUUAAGGAGUUACGUUGCGACGGGGACAGUUAUAAACUCUUCCGUUCCCAGUCAUUCCCAGUCUCAGAGACAGCUUUAUUUCCUGUGCUUGCUCGAUCACACCGGACUCGUUAUUGUACAUUUCUGCAUCAACGUGGAUGUUGCUGCAUUUUGACGUCACUGUUCCCUGUUUUUCCUUUAUGUUCUUUUUUUUGUGCAUUAUAAAAUAUAUGAAUCUAACUGUUGCUUAAAUUCAUGCGUGUCUGUGGGAAACAUAUUUUGUUUUAAUUGUUUUAUAAAAAUUCCUGUACAGCAAUAAAGCACAGUAGUGCCAAUA
Molecule: messenger RNA, 9569 nt
Organism: Silurus meridionalis
Lineage: Eukaryota; Metazoa; Chordata; Actinopteri; Siluriformes; Siluridae
Gene: myo16
Product: myosin XVI
Exons: 35
Coding region: 624-6389 (1921 amino acids)
Biological process (GO): negative regulation of G1/S transition of mitotic cell cycle; neuron projection morphogenesis; phosphatidylinositol 3-kinase/protein kinase B signal transduction
Cellular component (GO): myosin complex; perinuclear region of cytoplasm; nucleoplasm
Molecular function (GO): cytoskeletal motor activity; ATP binding; actin filament binding
Source: RefSeq, a predicted model, not a curated record